Messenger RNA from Xyrichtys novacula (pearly razorfish), 1676 nucleotides. The record is from the annotation of a GenBank genome assembly. Lineage: Eukaryota; Metazoa; Chordata; Actinopteri; Labriformes; Labridae.
AUGGAUCUGGGGUGGAACAGCAACUGCAGCAUGAUGAAGGUCUGAGUCUGAGCAGCUCCAGCCUUAAGCUCCACCAGAGAAUAAUGCAAAAGAUGGCAGCGCCGUGUGGAGUCCAGCUACUCUAACAGACGACUCUAACGGAUUGACCCCAGAUACCCAGAGCAUCUACCUGGCUACAACGGUUACAACGAUCGACCAAUACACAGCAGAUCAAAUAAAAUACCCCCGGUCACAUCGAUCACGGCUGGAACGCCGAAAGAGAGACUUACCUGAGAUUUCCACCAUCAGCGGGCCCUCUUCCGGGGCCCUCGCCGGUAAGUCUCCUACCGUGUUGUCUGAUCUGCUUCCUCACCGCUGCGGGCUCCAGGACGGAGCCCUGGCGUGUAAGUGUCCUUCUCGGCACAGUCCAAUCCCCGAUCAAGACUGUCCUCUAUUAGAUCCUGCCUGGUGUCGUUGGCUGUCUGCUGGCUGUUGUUUUCUCCAUUUCAGCCAUGGCUCCACACUCCUCUCCACCCGGCUGUGCCAGCUGCGCCUGUCUGGCGGAAAAGAUCCAGGAGCUGGAACAAAGGAUCUCCACACUCUACCAGAUCCAGGAAGCCGAGAAACUCAUGGACACCAUCGUCUUCAGAACAUCACAUCCCGACUCCACCGGCUCGUCGGAUCCGGACCCCGCCGCUCCCAACACCUCUCCCCCGGCUGCUGCGACCACCUCUCCUCUGCCUGCUCUUCCAUCCUUCUUCCCCGAGGUCUCCUCGACAAGGCUGGGAGCAAAACCCAAGGCUAAUCCAGAGCCUCCAGCUAGCUCCACUCCAUCCCUGCAGGAGCGCUGGUCCCACAUCACCGCCCGCACCAGGAAAACAAAGCUCCCACCUCAGGCUCCCCUCUUCCAACUCCACCUGGAGAACAGGUUUGACACCCUGGACCUCCAUGACUCCCCCCUGCUGCCCGCGGGAUCCCAGCCGAUGUCCACCCGGCUAUCUCAUGGGUCCUCCGGUCCUCCGCCUCCCGUGCCCGACCAUCCGCACGCCGGGUCCCUCCGGCGGCGCUCGAUGCCGUGCUUCACACCGGCACCACGGCUGGCCCGUGUCCCUUCCCUCUCGCCUCAGUUGUCCUCCCCGGCGAGUUCCCCCCCUCCCCAUUCCUCUCUGGUCACGCAGUCUCCACGUCCACUUUUCCCUCCAACGACUUUAAUUGUGGGCGACUCCAUCGUGAGAAACAUCCGCUUUUUUAACGCUCUCACGCGGUGUUUCCCCGGUGCGAGGGUCCUUGACAUUUUAACACUCCUCCCCACUCUGUUAAAAUCUCUGCCAACUUCCAUCCAGAGAAUUAUAAUUCAUGUUGGCACCAAUGACACGUCCCUCCACCAGACCGAGCUCACGAAGGACCAUUUUACCCAACUUUUUAACUUUCUGAAGAACUGUGAACUGUCUGUUUUUAUCAGCGGCCCCAUUCCCACUUCUGGUCGUGGGUGCGGGAGCUUCAGCAGAGUGCUCAGCCUGCACACCUGGCUCCAAUCUGCCUCCCAAACCCAUAGCUUUGCCUUCGUGGACAAUUUUAAUCUUUUUUGGAACCGUUCGUGCCUUCUUAAAUCGGAUGGUAUCCACCCGAACACCGCAGGUAGCCGCAUGUUAGCGGCUAACCUGCAGCACACUGUUCACUGUUUCCCACGUGAUUGA